CUCAGAUUUCGGACUUGGUUCGUCUUUUGGCCCCUUUAUCUGAUCAAUCACCGUGCAUUAAUUAGAGUCUUGGUUUGUUGGACAACUAUGCUAGCCAACCACGCCAGCUAACGAUCUCCGGUUCCGGCGCAGUUGCCUUUUCCCACCCGUUGGUCUGACCGCUCCAAGACGAACCAGUUUACCUGAACUGUUCUCUGUACAUCCCUCUUCGUAUCAGUCAGACUUGAACGGAGUGGAUGAAAUGGAUCCUCCAUCUCUCGAAAACAGCCAUAGUCACAGCUUGUCACAGAGUCCAGGUCUCGGAACUGCCGGUUCUACAUCGGCAUCCUCCAACUCAGCAUCAGGAUUGGACCUCUCUUCUCAAUCGGGCAACCGGCUAUCCGGUUCAGACGUGCAAACUCACCAUCACAUUCCGCCGACAUCAUCUUCCGCCUCGAGCAACGGUCAGCGUACCGACCCAAGUAUCUCCGGUGUACGCUCAGACCGAUCUCACGCAUUCAUGUCACCCUCAACCCCACCAACGGCCGUGUCGCCCGGCCCUUCAAUCAGCGCGCGUUCGUCUCCUGCCCGAAGUCGUCAAGGAUCCAUAAAUUCUGUCGUGCCCUUAGGAGAGCCCGCUGUUCCAUGUGAGACGCGAGAAGAUGGUGGCGAUGGACCCGGUACUCCGCGACUGUUGCACAGUGUCGUAGCCGACGUCACCUCUAACCCCACCACAUCCACCUCGGAGCUCGACACCCGUCAACCAUCCCUUGAGCCGACCUUAGCCACGAGAUCAUCGUUCUCCGAGGCCGAUCUCAAACGCAUCUCGGCCUCGUCUGUCUACUCGCUGGCGUCCGCUCGCGGCAUCGUUCCUAGUUCUGCCGCGUCCAUCACAGGCUCAGAGACAAGUACUGCCCCCCGGAGCAUACAUAGUGGCGUCGUCACAACUGGUAAGCCAACCCAGGGAACUUCAGAGCCCCUCAAUGCCACUGGAAUCCCCUCCUCUGGCGGCCAACAGGGUCAUCAACAAGUAUCCCCAGGAGGACAACACCUCACUCCGCGUGACCCCAAUGUCGACGCGGCCAAACGCACCGCUGGUCCGUCACGGGGAGACCAAAAUAUUCGAGGACAGCCGACGAGGUCAAGAAGCCGCGCCAAAAGGAGGUUUAGCGGAAGCACUGCCGCCAGCAGUCACAGCCCCAGCAGUGAACGAACAGCGCAUCAGAAGGAAAGGGAAGAAGCCAAGCCGGCUCCUUGGGGCGUGAUUGGAAUUUGCGCCUUAGAUAUUAAAGCGAGGAGCAAGCCAAGCAGAAACAUCCUGAAUCGGCUGAUCGCCAACCGCGAAUUUGAUGUUGUCGUAUUUGGGGACAAAGUAAUUCUCGACGAAGAUAUUGAAAACUGGCCCAUAUGUGACUAUCUCAUUUCGUUCUACUCGGAUGGCUUCCCGCUUGACAAGGCUAUCGCGUAUGCCAAAGCCCGGAAGCCUUUCUGUGUCAACGACUUGCCUAUGCAGAAGAUUCUAUGGGACCGUCGCCUCUGCCUGUACAUCCUCGACAGCAUUGGUGUCCCCACACCGAAAAGGCUCGAGGUUAACCGGGAUGGCGGUCCCAAGGUGAUCACCCCAGACAUGUCUCGGCACAUGAAGGAAGUAUCAGGGGUGAAUUAUGAUGCUGAGGACCCUCGCUAUACCACUGCACCCCGCCGGGUCGAAUUGCUCGAUGACGGGGAUAUUCUAAGCGUUGAUGGCGCGCUCCUUAAGAAGCCCUUCGUCGAAAAGCCUGUGAGUGGCGAAGACCACAACAUCAUCAUCUACUUUCCCAAGUCCUCGGGAGGUGGUGGCCGAAAGCUGUUUCGAAAAAUUGGGAACAAGAGCUCAGAGUAUGAUCCUGGUUUAAAUACUCCCCGCGCCAUUCUUGAACCGCAGAGCAGCUAUAUAUACGAGAAGUUCAUGCGCGUCGACAACGCCGAAGAUGUCAAGGCCUACACUGUUGGCGCGAACUAUUGCCACGCCGAAACACGGAAGUCUCCUGUUGUCGACGGCGUGGUUCGGCGGAACACGCGCGGAAAAGAGGUCCGAUACGUUACCGGGUUAAAUGUUGAAGAAAGGGAGAUUGCGAGCAAGAUUGCCCUCUCCUUUGGCCAACGGGUAUGCGGGUUCGACUUUCUGCGUGCGGAUGGCAAGAGCUAUGUUAUCGACGUAAACGGGUGGAGCUUUGUCAAGGACAACGACGACUACUACGACCAUUGUGCGAACAUCCUCAAGGAACUGUUCGUCAAAGAGCGGCUUCGGAGAGGAGGUGUCACAUCGCCGACGUCGUCUCCUUCGGUUUCAGAUGUGGCGGACCCCCCAGCUGCGAGGGGAGGUAAGGAGAGGGACCAGGGCCAGAUGGCCACCUUGCCCCCAUCCGUCGCCAAAUCUACGAGCAGUACAUCAGCCAAAACAGGCGGCGAAAGGGGACAGCAAGAGUCGAAAUUGGACGAGCAUAGGUGGCAGCUGGGCACCUUGGCACCCAGGUCCGACAGCUCUGCCACAUCUGCUGUACAGGGCAUGACGACAAACCCAUCCUUACCCCCUCCACCCCCUCUGCGAGAUGGCGGGAAAACCAGUGCCUCGUCCACGGCGCCGUCUGCCACCCCAUCCGCCGCGGCGUCGUUAAAAGGGGAAACCAUCUCGGAACAAGACAAUGUUCCUGCGCCACCACUCCCCAAGCACUCCUGGAAACUCAAGGGCAUCGUAUCGGUCAUUCGGCAUGCAGAUCGCACCCCAAAACAAAAGUACAAGUUCACAUUCCACACCGACCCCUUUAUUGAGCUGCUUAAGGGGCAUCAGGAUGAGGUUCUACUGAUUGGAGAGGCGGCGCUAGCUAGUGUCAUCCAAGCCGUUGAUGUCGCCCUGGUUGCGGGCAUCGAGGAUCCCACAAAACUCGCUGCCCUACGCAACGUUCUCGUCAAGAAGGGAGGCUGGGCUGGCACCAAGGUACAGAUUAAGCCUAUGUUUCGAAAGAGAAAGUCAGAUGAGCAGAUUUCUGCCGAGGGGACGACUGCCCAGGUUGGCGACGAUGAUAUAAAGACGGGAUUGCGGGGCAAGAGAGCGGACAGAUCAUUGGCAUCGGAUGACAAGUCCCGCGGGUCGCAUCGUCAGGACUCUCUCUCGGGAGUGACCAUGUCCCGAAUAACGGCUGUCGAAGAGAGUUUAGUGCUGGAUAAGCUCCAGCUCAUUGUUAAAUGGGGCGGGGAGCCGACGCACUCUGCCCGCUACCAAUCCCAGGAACUUGGCGAGAAUAUGCGGAAUGACUUUCAACUCCUCAAUCGCGACAUCCUAGACGAGGUUCACGUUUUCAGCAGCUCGGAGCGAAGGGUUUCGACGAGCGCUCAGAUCUGGGCGUCCUCUUUCCUUCGCCAGAAUGACCUGCCCGACGACUUCAUCACGAUCCGCAAGGAUUUGCUCGAUGACUCGAAUGCGGCCAAAGACGAAAUGGACAAGGUGAAGAAGAAACUCAAGGGCCUUUUGCGGAAGGGCAACGAGCGACCCCCGCAGUUUGCCUGGCCCGACAAGAUGCCCGAGCCAUCCGAAGUCCAGACGCGAGUGGUCCAGCUGAUGAAGUUUCAUCGACGGGUGAUGCAGCACAAUUAUAAGAAACUCUACAACGGAGGUGCCAGCUCCCCACACAAUGCGUCGAGCUUGAGUUUGGACAAGUCGCAAAGCUGUGAAGCCUCCCACAGCUCUCUCUCGUCGGCUCUUUCACAGGCAAGCGGCAUCAACAGCAUCCAAUCUCGAUGGUGCUGUGGGGAAGAUGCCGAACUCUUCCGUGAGCGGUGGGGGAAACUCUUCCAAGAGUUCUGUGACGGUGAAAAGGUCGAUCCCAGCAAGAUCUCCGAGCUCUACGACACGAUGAAGUUCGAUGCGCUGCAUAAUCGCCAGUUUCUCGAGUGGGUCUUCACUCCGCCACGGCACAUGCUCGAGGAAGAAUACGGCGUGAGAGAGAAGGAGAACAAGGAGGGAAACGGCGGCUCUGCCAAAGAAGGCAAAGACGGGAAACCGGUGACCAAAGACGCGGAGGAGGGGAAGUCGUCCCAGGAGUCAAGGGACGACCGACGAGAGGGUGAUAGGCCUGACAGGUCCGCAGACGCCAACAGCAGGGGUCCGAGCUCAGUCAGACGGCUCUUCCGACGCCGGUCGUUCCUCAACGGCUUGCGGCACGGGAGCGAAGGCGCGCCUCCGGAGCAGUACUUCCACUUAUAUACGGGCAACGCGAAAACCAAGGCGAAAACAGAUGCCCGUUUUGAGCCUCUCAGGGAGCUGUACCAGCUCGCUAAGGUACUUUUCGACUUCAUUUGCCCGCAAGAGUAUGGCAUCUCGGACAGCGAGAAGCUGGAGAUCGGUCUCCUGACGUCACUGCCCCUUCUCAAAGAGAUUGUUCAGAAUCUUGAAGAGAUGCAGGCGUCCAACGACGCCAAAUCGUUCUUCUAUUUCACCAAGGAGUCGCAUAUAUACACGCUGCUGAAUUGUAUCUUCGAAGGAGGAAUCGAGACGAAGAUCAAGCGGAGCACCAUUCCAGAAUUGGACUAUCUCUCUCAGAUUUGUUUUGAACUCUACGAAUCCGAGACUAAGACGUCCGCCCACGCGGCUGAAGGCGAGGAGGAGCCGACCUUCGCGUACAGUAUCAGGAUCACAAUCAGCCCUGGAUGCCAUGUCUUCGAUCCAUUGGACGUUCAACUCGACAGCAAGCAUUGCAUUAGCUGCGCGCCUCGACGGAGUCUGACACUCCAUGCCGAUUGGAUGGAGGUCAUCCGCACUUUGAGGGCGAAAUUCAACCAGGUCAAAUUACCCAAGACCUUCCUUGCCAUUAACCUGUCGGAUCUGUUCUCCUUGGAAGACCAAGAGAAGGAGGACACUAACCAUGGCGCUCUGGAAAUCGAACCUCAAAACCUCGCGGAAGCCCCCGAAGAAUCAAGCGACUCUGCAACUCGUGAGUCUUUUACUGGGGAGCCCGUGGGGGGCAACGUAGAGGAUGUGGGAAAGGAGGUGCCGGCGGAGGUGUUGGGGGAGACCGAGGGCUCUCCCGCGAAGACUGGGAGUUAGAACUUCGUGUUUAAAUCUCUCAUUACGAAGCGACGAUUCCGUGCCAUGGCGAAGACGUUUCCCGGGUGGUAUGGUUGGCUCUUCGCGAGACCCAGUCCGUGUCGAAUACAGCGUAACCGUAAAAGGAUACAUACGAUAAGACGGUCAGAUUGAGAGGUUCCAAAUUAAUUGUUGUCAGAACAAGAAUAUCGGUACAAAACUUAUUGUUCUUGUUCCUUAGAGAGUUCUAAAAGUACUCCGAGGAAAUAUCUAUCUACUUACCUGCUUACUAUUCCAAUCAAAACUAAAAAACGACUCUAGUCUUCCCU
Sodiomyces alkalinus F11 is the source of this 5370-nucleotide messenger RNA. RefSeq lists its product as hypothetical. Bases 242 to 5062 code for a protein of 1606 amino acids. The record is from RefSeq and is a predicted model, not a curated record. Gene Ontology annotation, cellular component: cytosol. Gene Ontology annotation, molecular function: 5-diphosphoinositol pentakisphosphate 1-kinase activity; diphosphoinositol pentakisphosphate kinase activity; inositol hexakisphosphate kinase activity. The transcript is spliced from 5 exons. Lineage: Eukaryota; Fungi; Ascomycota; Sordariomycetes; Glomerellales; Plectosphaerellaceae. Gene Ontology annotation, biological process: inositol phosphate biosynthetic process; inositol metabolic process.